GUCAGUUCAGCCACUUCCUCUGAUCACAGUGAUCAGAGAUUAGUGUGAGGAAAGCAGAAGCAACUAGCUGUCAUAAGAUAGAAGCACAGAUAGGCUUAUUUUUACAGACAGAGAGCCAUGGACACACUGAGGACAGGUGUGUUUGCGCUGUCCCUAUUAGCGGUGCCUGUUUCCUGUUCUGAUAAUUUUUUCACUGAACCAGUCAUCUGCUAUUUCCUGGAUGGAUUUCUGAUCCUUUAUUGCAUCAUUGUCACAGGGUUCUUCUUCAGAGAAAAGUUUUCCAAAGGCCCAUCUGUUGGAGUCACUCAGGAAGAAAAUGGCAUUUAUCAGGAACUUGAGAGACCAAAAGAUGCUGAUCCUUAUGAGGUGCUUGACCCAUCAAAAAGAAAGAAAAAGAAGAAAAAGAAACCUGAGACGGCGAGGGACCCCUUUGAGUCUUUGAUUCCCAGUACCUCAUCUUCUCCUCGUCCUGUUCCUCCUCUGUCUCCCCACUGACAUCCUACAGUGUCAGCAGCAGUGUUGCUAAACACAAUUUGAGUCAUUUAUUAAACAACAACAACAAAAAAAUCUAUGUUGUGGCUUCAGCUUCUCAGACAUGAGGAUUUGCUGCAUUUUUAUCCUUUAUGUAAUUCUAAAUUAAAUGUGUCUAGUCAGAGAAAACAGUUUUUCUUAAGUCACUUUGUAUUUGUUUUAUGUUGUGAUAAGCUUUUCUCUCAUGUUAUACAAUUAAAAACUAACAAUGAACCCUACAUUAAGGCUAAAAACAAACUUUUUAUGAGUUCAGAUAUUUGAUGCAACCAUUUUUACAUCUUUGAGGUUGUACUUGCACAGCAGUUGAUAAUGCUAAACAGUGAUUAUCAACCACAGUAAAACCAGCAGACAGAUAAAGGGAAUAUCAUCAACAGUCUUCUUAAAAUGCAACUUUCUGCUGGGCUCUGACCAUAGACUGUAUAUUGUAAAUACAGACCUUUAUAUUGCUGUUGCCUAAGUGCCCCCCCCCCCCAUAUCAGUCCAACUGCAGUCUGAAUCCAAAUCAAACCUGAAUCAGUUCAACUAUCCCUGUGUCAGUUUGAGCCAUGGAGGCCCCACCUUGCAACCCACAGCACCAAAAGAAUCUACAACAUACUGAAGCCAGAGAUGACUGGACAUCCCCUUGCCGCAACCUGCCAAAGCCGGUGGAUUCUACUGCAGCAGAUCAGUGUGAAUGAUAUUAUUUAUAAUAUUUGGCUGCUUGAAUUACAUGUUUUCAGAAACUGCUCAUCUACUGGGAUUCUCUCACAGAUACAUCUCUAGGGUUUAAAGAGAUGAAAACAAAAAUAUCUGGUGAGCGGAAAGGAAGCAAAUGGUAACUCAACCCCCCCUCCCUAAAAAAACACUUGUUACACAACUAAAGUAUGCAGAAGAGCAUCUCUGAACAAAGACUCCUGAAACAAAUGGGCCACAGCAGAAGACCACACCGGGUGUCACCAUCAUUAGAAAAGAACAGGAAACCAAGGCUAUGGUUCGGCUGGACGCACCAACAGAAUAUUGGAAAAAAAGAAAAACACUUCCUGGUCUUAGGAGUCUCAAUUUCUGUUACAACUUCAGAUGGUAGGGCCUUGUAGGGAUGGUAGGUUAAAUGUGUUGUAUGGGACGACUUCUUGGCACACUUUGGGCCCUUUUGCAUCAACUUGGCAUUCAUCAUUUAAACAGCAGAGACUGAGUAUUGUUACUGUCCAUGUCCAUCCCGUUAUAACCAAAGUGUACCAACAAAUCAAUUUUUGAGAUUUUUGUCCUAAAUGUUGUAUAGAUGGAAGCAAAAUCUGUCUGGCACUGAUGUAAAAUAAUUCAAAUUUGUACAUUUAAUCCCAAUAAAAGACAAAGCACAUGUCAAAACACUUGGAAAAUGGUUUAAUGAUGUUUACAACAAAAGAGAACUGUACAUUUACAGUAAAAGAUUAUCUUUAUAUGUGUAUAAAAACAAAAAUACAGCAGACAAAUGCAUCAAAAUCUACUAUGUAUCCUGAUUCACAUACUUAAAACUUCUACACAAUCUUUCAGCUCUAUGCCGCCAUCUCUGGAGGCCUUUUUUUUUUGUCGUUUUUGUCGUAUUUAGAUCGGAGCAGUGUCCCUCAGUGUUGUAUUCCACAAUGGAAACCAAAACUCAUUACAUUCGAGUCCUGGAAGUCAAUUAAUAUCAGACUGCAGAAUAAGAAAAGGGAAAUAAAACAGGGACACAUUCCUUUAGAUGAGCCCAAGCUUCCAAAGUGAAAUGUUUUACAGAAUGCAUUUUUUGAGAUACACAGACACAAUAUGUACAUGGUUGGAGAUUUUUUUUUUAAUUUUUAAGUUAUUUCUCUCUCUUGUUGAAAGCCAUGGUCACUUGGGCUGUGAACUGAUAAUCACACACACGCACAUAUAUAUAACACACCCAAAAACAUACAAAAAUACUAUAUCUUUAACCUACCAAGAGUAAGACAGUUCUGCAAUUAGUUCCAUGCUGUGACAGAAAAGAGAUUACAACAAACAAACGAGGAACAGACGCUUUUUCACGCAAGUUUUUUCUCAGAAAUAUACCAAAAUAUACAUCUAAGCUUUGGAAUUACUGAGGCUGGGACUUUAAAGCCAGUGCUGGGUUUGUCUCUUAAUACACAUGCUGCAGGGUGAAAGGGAGAGAGAGAGAAACCAACAGAGACACACACAGGACAGAGAGAUAUCUUUGGUAUCUGCAUUUGUCAAAAGUUAAAUAUUUGGAUUUUUGCUUUGGGAUAGCGCUUGUGAGGUCCUACAACCUCACUUGGAGUAAAGCAUUAAACAAAGUGUCACUGAAGCCCUGCCGACCAGGAGGUCUGAGUCGGAGGGACACAGUCCAUGCAAAGUGAAGGACCAUGAUGCAUAGUGUCACAGCUGAUCAGAGUCUGUAGUGAGGAGUCAAAGAAGAGAGCAGACGAAAGGGAGAGGAAGGAGGAGGAGAGGGAAGGGGACACAGCAGUGAGUUAGCGAACGCAGGAUGUGUAUUCCUGGAGACAACAACAGGGUCAUGUCCUGGGACUACAGUGUACAGAUGAGGAAGAGACAGACGCACUGUGAGAGGCAGGAAUAGCAUUUUUCGCCGCAGUCCUUGAGAGAGGAACGACGGAGGGUGGGACAUCAAUCCAACCAACCAAACGACAACAGCGCUCAAGACAGACAAUCAUACAGAGUCCUGAGCAGGUACAGUGUGCACAGGAUCAACCCUCAGUGUGUAUUAACAAACAUCACCCAGCUAUCCACCGCAUCGGUUUGCGUUUGCCGGAGAAGCCCGCCCGGCCCCUGCUACCCCUCCCUUCCGAUCCCCGCCCACAGGCACUGAAACCACUGCAGAGGCGACGAAGGGGGCACCGGACGCACAUUCGAAUGCAAUUUUUUAAAAAACAACCUCUUUACAUACGAAUCGAGGGGCGUGCAGCCGGGAUUUGAUGUUGAGCAGUGAGGCGGGGAUGGGCGAGAGGCGGCGUCGAUCAUAUACAAUCAAGUUAGUAAGAAGUCUUUGGUUAACGUUGGUACCACAGGGGAGCGAGAGCGGGCUGCGACGGCGAGCCAUCACGUGGGAAGACGCGCACAUACCUGUACCAAGCCAAGAGUGAGAAAAUAAAUAAAGCAAGAUUGUCAAACUUAAAAAAAAAAAAAAAAAAAAGGGUGGAAAAGGUGGGGGGUGUCCAUAGAAUUCAUCAAAAUUCAUGUUUUCAUGAAUGAAAUCCUUCAGUGCACAAGAAAUUGUGAAAGAAAAGCAGCAGAUGUUUGCCCCUUUUUACACACAGAUUCACCUUUUAUGCCUUCUCUUGUUUACCCCUCUUUGUGAGUACUGGUAUGUAGUUCGUCUCCCUCUUGUGGCGGCUCCACAACCCUUCACUAAGUACAGGUAUGAACACGCUUCUCCACUGACAAGUUGGUGUAUUUUAGUCUUUUUUUUAUGAUUUUUAAAAACAUUUGUUUCAUAAGUAGAUUAAAGCAGGUUUCACUCAAUCUUGAGUUAAAAAUGAGGUAUACAACAGCUCCUUUAGCCUUACUGGUGCGCCACGCAACCUUUGACAUUUAGUAAAAGGAGAAAACAAACAAACAAACAAAAAAACAAAACUCUCAGCAAACCAGUGUGGUGGGUCAAAAUACCGUCUGUUUGGUGCACAGCUGAUCCACAAGAAUCUCAGGAUCACCUGAAACUGAAGCUUCACAAGCAAAGCCAGACAAGCAGACAGUUCCUGAGUCCAAGCUGACCCCAAACAAACUGAAAGCUGGCUUGGCUCUCGGCAGUGGCUUGCUUAAAGCUUGCAGUUAAUUUGUAAAGACCCUCAGUCAGGAAACUACAAACAAAAAACAAAACCCCAAAACAAAACAAAUAAGUCCUCUCGUCUCACCCUUCUUUUCAAAAAUCAGUCUAAACACCUGCUGGAAGAUGGGAAAGAUGCACCAAAAUGGUUUGCAGACUGUCCUCCCUGGCCUCUCUUUAAAUGACACACUCACACAAACACACCUGCCUGCUGGAAUUAUUAGUAAAGCUUUUUCUCACAGGUAUAUCCUCCUACCUGUCUAAGUCGCACCUAAAAACCAUAGGUAGCAACAUAAUCGUCCCACGCUCUAAAAUGCCCAGAGUACACUGUACUGUUUCAGUGAAAACAAUGCACCAGGUGAGCUCAGUGCCCAUGCUCUCUCACUCUCACACACAUACAGAACAACAAUGCUACAAUGCUCAUGUCUUCUACGUAACAAUAAGGCAUAAAUGAUAAUGUUAAUCUUCUUUGUCAAACUAAGAAAGCCAGUGAUCUUGCCCUCUCACACUAUACAAAACAAUUAAAGGCAUAAAGUAAUACAUU
This is a messenger RNA of Oreochromis aureus, 4829 nucleotides long. RefSeq names its product T-cell surface glycoprotein CD3 zeta chain-like. The record is from RefSeq and is a predicted model, not a curated record. Bases 118 to 495 code for a protein of 125 amino acids. The transcript is spliced from 7 exons. NCBI's taxonomy places the organism in Eukaryota, Metazoa, Chordata, Actinopteri, Cichliformes, Cichlidae.